This is a messenger RNA of Bursaphelenchus xylophilus (pine wood nematode), 336 nucleotides long. The record is from the annotation of a GenBank genome assembly. NCBI's taxonomy places the organism in Eukaryota, Metazoa, Nematoda, Chromadorea, Rhabditida, Aphelenchoididae.
AUGGCGCGACCCCGUUUCUGUCGCCAUCGGCAUCAUGUUGCAGAGAGCGGGAUCGUAAAUGGCCUUUGUUCGGCCGCCGCAUCUCGACCAGUCCAGUCUAAACAAUUGCCCAUUUGCAUAAAAUUAACCAAAAAACAGUUCGAAAUUCAUGGCCCUUUUGUGGCGGAUCCAAAUCCCUGGGAAAGUUGUCGCCCGUUGUUCCCUGCCACUUGUCUCCUGGAUCCUUCGUGGCCUCAUUUCGAAUGUCGCGGGAUCCGACUUCGCCUUCUGGGGACAAAGGACCCCGAUCGGGCUGUUGUUGACACCCCAACUGACCUGGACAGCAGUUUGGGAUAG